AUGUUUAGCAGUGAAAGUAUGUAAGAGCAUAUUUUGUAUGACAAAAUCUAUUAAUACCUAUGGGUUAAAUCGGAAACUGCCAACCCUCCUGCCAUUCUCAUUCCUGACACUGUCAUUCUUAUUCGUUCUAUGCCAAUCUAUUGGUAUUACACAGACAAAGAAACUGGAGAAAUCAAAAAGAAGAUGAGAAAGAAUGUCACCAAACAAAAUAUCAAGCAAACUUGGAAUCAGCAAGUGGGCAGAGGUGGUGUUGUAGCAUACCUUUUACAUUUUAUUGAUAACUUAGAUCUCAAUUACCCUCCAGAAAAGCUUCAAAUCAGUGGCUAAAUCCAAGUGAUAUACUUUGAUGUUGAAGGAUUCAAUAAAUUUAUGGAUGGGCACUUUGAAUUGCCAUUUGGUAUUCUAUAACAAUUCAUCGAACCAGCCGAUGAUCGCAAUUGUAAGCUAACAAAUCAUUAUUUCAUAGCCCAAAUCCAAGCCUUCUGGAGUAAAUCAGUCACUCUCUUCACCAAAAGAGUGUGCAAGAAAUCUUUCACCAAUAAGUCCAUGAACAUCUACGAACGACAUUGUACUUUCGAAGGACCUGAGUAUUUCAGUGAAGCAACUUAGGUGAAAGAUUUCUAAUCCCAAAGAAUCUCUGAACAAAUCGAUAAAAUGAUCUCUCAUCUAGAUGCCAUCUCCUAUGGCAAACUGAAUAUUUCGCAAGGAACUUUCUAUUUCAAAGUAGAUAAAAAAGCUAGGUGCUGGUUCCUCUUUUGCGGUAAUCUCAAAUUUGAAGACGACAAACAACUUAAGAAUCUACCCAAAGACCUAUAUACCUAGUCUCAAAUCAAAAUUCCUAAAUCAAUUGAUAAUUUGAUGUCAGUCUACAAUUCAAGACCUCUGCAAUUGAAUAGGGAGCACAAAUGUAUCAGAUGUGGUCAAUUGGAAAAGGGAUCAAACUUCGUGGAAGUCCCCUAUCAUUUCUUGAUCGAUUUACCUGAAAGUCCACUCCCUGUCGAACAGUGGCCUCUCGAAGUUAAGAAACAAGCCAAACAAGUCAAACUCAGUGGAGCCAACCAAGAAAAGGUGGCAUAUGUCAACACAGUCUCUUAAAUCCCCUUGACCUUUCAGAAAAUACAUGAACAAUUAAACAUCCAAAACUACAAAGAGUUCAAACAGUCUCAAGGAUUCAAGUAUAAAACAAUAGCAGUUUGCUUAGAUUGCUACUUCAUCAUGGUUGAAAACCAAGAAAAAAUUGCCAUGCAAGAAGUCACGAAUAAAGAGAAGAGCAGUAUGCCAAGAGUGAAAUCUAAGCAAUUUCAAAGAAAAGAACAGAGUCUUAAUCAAUUUCUCAACUCAACUCAAUUGAGCAAACAGAUAAAAUCUGUGAAGAACUUAUAAAUGAAGUAGGUGUGUUCAGAGACACCCACUCCUAAACAAAAUACCAUUCAAAAGUACGUUAGUCUUAGAUUGACUAAUUGCAAAUCAAUCACUCCCAUUAAAUAUUCUAUUGAAGUGCCUUCUACGGCUGAUUACUUGUCGAGGAAGACCAAAUCUACAUACUAAGAUAUGAGUUCGACCUACAAAUUCAAGAAUAGCAGGGAUAACUACAAUCAGUCAUUGCAAGAAAGACAACAAAAUAGAUUGAUAGAAAUAAAAGAUGAAUAAGAAUAAUGA
Paramecium tetraurelia is the source of this 1659-nucleotide messenger RNA. RefSeq lists its product as uncharacterized. The transcript has 5 exons. NCBI's taxonomy places the organism in Eukaryota, Ciliophora, Oligohymenophorea, Peniculida, Parameciidae. The record is from RefSeq and is a predicted model, not a curated record.